Molecule: messenger RNA, 1019 nt
Organism: Periophthalmus magnuspinnatus
Lineage: Eukaryota; Metazoa; Chordata; Actinopteri; Gobiiformes; Gobiidae
Gene: foxf2a
Product: forkhead box F2a
Exons: 2
Coding region: 63-1019 (318 amino acids)
Biological process (GO): animal organ morphogenesis; regulation of transcription by RNA polymerase II
Cellular component (GO): nucleus
Molecular function (GO): RNA polymerase II cis-regulatory region sequence-specific DNA binding; DNA-binding transcription factor activity, RNA polymerase II-specific
Source: RefSeq, a predicted model, not a curated record
CUCUGCCCCGGCUCUGUGACUCCUCCACGCGCCCUAAUGCCCCUCUGAGCGCGCGCACAGGGAUGAACAGCGCGCACGAGAGCUGCAAAGGUAAAAAGUCUGUCCUGAGGCGCCCGGAGAAGCCUCCUUACUCUUACAUCGCUCUGAUCGUGAUGGCGAUACAGAGCUCCCCCAGUAAAAGACUCACUCUGAGUGAAAUCUACCAGUUUCUCCAGACGCGCUUCUCUUUCUUCAGAGGCGCGUAUCAGGGCUGGAAAAACUCUGUGCGACACAAUCUGUCCCUCAAUGAAUGUUUCAUCAAACUGCCCAAAGGCCUGGGCAGACCCGGGAAAGGACACUACUGGACCCUGGACCCCGGCAGUGAGUUCAUGUUUGAGGAGGGGUCCUUCAGGCGCAGACCGCGGGGCUUCAGGAGGAAGUGCCAGGGCCUGGGGCCCGUGGGGCCCGUGGGGCCCGUGGGGCCCGUGUACCGCGUCAUGAACGGGAUGAGCUUUGGAGCCUCUGUCCACCCCGGGACAUUUGACUUCCACCCGAGCUCCGGCUCUGUGUCCUGUGGGUAUAAUGUGGAGCUGACCUCAGGUGGACACGACGCGCUCAGCGCGGUCACGAGCGCGUCACACCUGUCCGCGUGCCAGAGCCGGAGCCGCGCGGACUACAGCCCGGACGUGCGCGGGGACCCGCUCUACUCUGGAGCAUCCGCGCACUGGACGUCCCCUGGAGUCUCCACGUUCAUCAAACAGCCACAAACACCCACGCACCACGUGACGUGUCCAGUGGAGCAGAGCUACAGCGGCCAGGACGCGCCGGACACGUCAGUGGGACUGUCCCGUUACUCCUCUCACUCCACCUCCACCUGCGACAGGAAGGAGCUGCUCCUGGGCCCGAGCAGCGGCCUCUACUACACCCAACACCUCCACCACAGCCCCCUCCACCACAGCCCCCUCCACCACAGCCCCCUCCACCACAGCCCCCUCCACCCACAGAGCACACGCCACGACGUGAAGCCCUGCCUCGUGUGA